This is a messenger RNA of Lachancea sp. 'fantastica', 1032 nucleotides long. NCBI's taxonomy places the organism in Eukaryota, Fungi, Ascomycota, Saccharomycetes, Saccharomycetales, Saccharomycetaceae. The record is from the annotation of a GenBank genome assembly.
AUGAAGGAUACACUAGGGCUAGAAAGAACCCCUAAACGUGAAAGUUCAAAAAGGCUGUCUUUUGGACAAGAAAAUGAAGAAAGUCCGAAGUCGCCCCAAACUCCGUCACCACCUACAAAUUAUAACCGCAGUGGUGGCCACUCCAAUAGAAGAACAUCUGUGUCGCAUGGGUUUCUGGCGUCACCUUUACCAGGGAGCACAGCAACGGCGAGGCCAUCGUAUAAAACGGAUUUCGUGGUUCCAGAAUCGCCGGGCGUGAAAACGCGGCUUUUGCCUCCAACAACGCCCAAAUCGAGAAACCAAGAGGUUUUCUUGUCUCCUUCGCCCAAACUCAAAUCGCCAGGUAUUCAAAAGGACACGGAAAGGCCCAUUCGCGAGCUCUCCAACAAUCUGAAAACCAGGCUCAACUAUGCAUUUGUCAAGCUUCAAAACGGUUGGACCGACAAAACACUGCCUCAACUGGAGUCUGUGGUAAGCGAUGCACCUACCAAGACUUUUGAAGUGCCUAAGCUGGGCACCACAGCGUACAGCAAUCGAUUUUUGGAAGAAGAAGACUCAGGAAACAACUCCGCCCAUGCUGCCUUGAUGAACGCGUUGGGGAGCCCGAGGAAGAAACAAAGGUCAGGCUCGUCUUCUUCAAGUGGUCUGGUCACAAGUCCUAGAAGAGGACAACGGCCACCUCCUAUCAUCACGGAACCCGCUGUUGAAGACUCUGAAAAGAAGUCUAAAGACGCGCCCUCGGAAGUCGAGGCCAUUGAAACUCUCAUGUCUUUAUCCUCUCCUAAAAAGGCCUCUAAACAUUCAAGCCAAGACUUCACGCUCCCGCCUCCACCGAUACCAGCUUCGCGAAAUCAACAGCCGGCUUCGCAGCAGGAUCCUACCAUCGUGGGCAUGUCAUCACGAUCAUCCUCCUCGGGGGCGUCCAUACCCAACACGUUGGCCGAACCUUUCAUUUUAAAAGGAAACAGUGGUGCCAACACACAGGUCCUGCUUGACGUCGAGACUGACGUUGAAGAAAGUAACGGGGAUUGA